CCCGCCAGCUACCGCAUCAAUCAUUUGACAACAUCCGAUACGGUCAAUCAACACGUCCGAAACAAUGUCUUCCGCCGCGUCUCCCCGAUUCUGGGCCGGGCCCAUUCGAUACUGCCGCUGGGCGUCCCGCGAGAAGCCCGCCUACUUUUGGUCCGUCGUCCUCGGCGCCCUCGGCCCUGUCCAGCUGGCCCUCGUCCCUCCUAUCAGAAACUACCUCGGCGACUACAACGCGCCGCCCAUCCCCGUCACAUACCCUGUUCCUUCGGCACCCAGGAAGCAGCUGUCGGGCUACGACGAUGAAUGAGCACUUCACACUUCAACCCGGAGGUCGAAAAAUUAGCAAGGGUGCUUUGUAAAUACGACGGCGUUUGGGCUUCUA
This is a messenger RNA of Colletotrichum destructivum, 379 nucleotides long. RefSeq names its product Putative NADH-ubiquinone oxidoreductase 9.5kDa subunit. The record is from RefSeq and is a predicted model, not a curated record. The transcript has 3 exons. Bases 65 to 304 code for a protein of 79 amino acids. Lineage: Eukaryota; Fungi; Ascomycota; Sordariomycetes; Glomerellales; Glomerellaceae.